Messenger RNA from Actinia tenebrosa (Australian red waratah sea anemone), 1938 nucleotides. RefSeq names its product tribbles homolog 2. Gene Ontology annotation, biological process: protein phosphorylation; regulation of MAP kinase activity; positive regulation of proteasomal ubiquitin-dependent protein catabolic process. The record is from RefSeq and is a predicted model, not a curated record. Gene Ontology annotation, molecular function: protein kinase activity; mitogen-activated protein kinase kinase binding; ATP binding. NCBI's taxonomy places the organism in Eukaryota, Metazoa, Cnidaria, Anthozoa, Actiniaria, Actiniidae. Gene Ontology annotation, cellular component: nucleus.
CAUUGCGUCAGGAUUUUUGCGAUCAUUCCCUUUCGCAACGACAAGAAAUAUCAAGCACUAUAUCAACAAAAUGUACUGUUUUUCCGUACUUAGCUGUUAGAGGGAAGGCCAAACGGUCCUCCCAAGUCUAAAGUAGAGGUCUAAGGCUGUACAAGCAACAGCUCAAGUCGACACAAAGAGUGAUUUCGAGGGAAAUCACUGUUUAAAGUUACGCCAUCACCACAACGGUCUGUUUGUGUGCAACGUCAUUGUGCUUAGUUGGCAAUACGGAAUAUCUGAAGGUCGCCACAAAGCUCUUCUGUUCGCUCAAAAGCCGUCCAAGAGCAACGCAGAAAUUAUAUCGGAGUUCUAAUUCCUUCGUAGUUUCUUUAAAGUCAUUUAGAUGAACAGUUCGACGGUACGGUAUCAUCCAUAUCAGCGAUAUGCGUCCAAAACAAAUACUGAAACGACUGCGCCAUUACCAAACCUGACUAUAGGUUUACAACCAACACCGCCUAAAAGAGUCAAAGAGACCCCACAUAUAUGUAAAGUUGAUAAAUAUAUUAUCCUCGAACGUUCUGGAGGAGGAAAUCUUCAUCGCGCCAUAAAUACAGAGACUCAAGAAGAGCUAGCAUGUAAGAUAAUAGAAGUAAAUUUAUUUCGUGAAAGUUUGGCUCCUGUGUUUCAUCUGGCCCCUCACGAAGGCAUUAACAAGGUUAACGAGAUCUUAGUCAGCGAUUCGUACGCUUACGUGUUUUUUGAAAGAUCAUUCGGGGACUUACACAGCUAUGUUAGGACUAAAAGAAGAUUGAAAGAGGAGGAAGCAAGCAAGAUCUUUAGCCAGAUAGCUAGUGUCGUCGCUCACUGUCAUGCUUCGGGAGUCGUCCUAAGGGACCUCAAACUACGGAAGUUUGUGUUCAAAAACGAAGAAAGGAGUAAAGUAAAAUUAGAAGGCUUGGACGACGCAUGUCUUCUGAAUGGUGAAGACGACACAUUAGAAGACAAGCAUGGUUGUCCAGCAUAUGUGAGCCCCGAGAUUUUACAGUCGACUGGAGGAUACUCUGGAAAAGCUGCCGAUAUAUGGAGCCUUGGUGUAAUGCUGUAUACAAUGAUCGUUGGUCGCUACCCAUUUCAUGACAGCGAGCCAUCGGCUCUAUUUUCGAAAAUACGAAGAGGAAACUUCGCUAUUCCAGACACGAUUUCUUCCAAGGCCAAGUGCUUGAUUCGUUCGAUGAUGAGAAGAGAUCCUAUCGAAAGAUUAACGGCUUCAGAGAUUCUYGAACAUCCUUGGUUUAACUCUACGUUCCCGAUUAACAGUCCCUGCCGAGUGGACCAGAAGAUAGCAGAUCAGACUGUACCAGACUUGACCACGGAUGACAAUACUUCGUUCUUUUUAUAGAACAUUCAUCGCGAUUACUUACAGAACUAACUUCCAAGACAUUUUUCUGAAGAAAUUUCAACAUAUAUAAACCUGGUUUUAUUAUUAGUUUAGUACCAAAAAUGGAACUCAAAUGGUCAGAGAAGCCAAAAGAUAAUCUGAAUACCUCGGCCAUAUUUAUUGUAUAUAACAGUAGUUUUGAGGUAUUUUUGGGAUUCCGAGAUCUUGUAAUUAUAUUAUCAUCAUGUACAGAAAAAAGACUUAAAAUAUCUUAGCAUAUUUUAGUUUUGAAGUUUUACUAAGGAUCAAAAUUUUAGCUAAAGAUCGAAGUUAUCUAAAGUGAUAUGGGAUUGAGGGAUUUAAACCUUUUAUUGUUAAUAUUUUGGGAUUGUGAUUAAUUUCCUUGUAAAAAAAAAAGAGACAAAAAGUCGUUAAAAAAAUCCCCAAAUGGACCAGACGCUUAUUAUUCCCCACAGGUGGGGUGAAGGAAAAACUUUCUUUUCUGUGCUGCAGUCACAGUGUGAAGGUUUUGCUAAACCAUAUUUGCAAAAUUCAAUAAAGAAUGGCUUUGUUUACAAAAA